This is a messenger RNA of Vitrella brassicaformis, 2750 nucleotides long. Lineage: Eukaryota; Vitrellaceae. The record is from the annotation of a GenBank genome assembly.
UCACGCACCCUGCAACUGCAUCACCUCCACCUCAUCGGCAAGCAUCGUUUCCACCCGCCCUUCCCACGCAGCCCAUCCGACUCGCGCCAGACACGAGGCCCCUAUUAGGCCCCCUACUGCCAGCUCCCACAGGCACAGCCAGUCCGCCCCUUGCCUGCCGACCACGAGCUGAGGGCCCACUGCCCUAUCGUUUGGGGCGGCGGCUUCCGCAAUCACCCGCGUCGACAUCAGGGAGGACGCAAAGGCGGGCUGGGAGGAUCCGGAGGCCAUGAAGAUAACGCCAAGCGCCGUUCGAAUCUGGGGAGGGGGCCGCAGGCUGGUGUCGAUGAAGAAGCCGUGUGUGUCUCCAUUCGCGCGGACGAGGAACAGCAGGGGGGUCGCAUGGCCAACACGACAGAGCAUGUCAGUGUACGCAAAGCCGUGCACCGUCGCCCUACAUGCAUACACACGAGAGGAGAACGAGAGAACAAAAUCAGACGCCUCAGGGGCCAGACUAUCCACUUGGUGUUUCUCUUACUUGUAGAGCGGCUGGAUGCCUGUGAUGUCUUUGCCCGUCUUCCGUAGUACGGCCAUUAGCUGAGCGGCGGAUGCGAUCACAGAGGGACUGGGGAUGCCCGGCCCAUCGCCAUGAAGCCGCAUCAUGGGCUCCAUCGCCAGGCCGUGUCUCUCCAUCGCUGCAAGGAGUGGCGCCUUCAGACACCGAGGAGCAUAUGGGGGGUCGAUCACAGUCAUGGGCGUGGCAGCACUAAUGCGGCCGGCGAAGUCACAAGCCAGUAUGUCCGUCGAGGCCUCAGUAGCAAGCGCAGCAAGAGAGGGGAGGUAUCCAUGCAACUGGGCCGAAGGGCAGGCAGUGCUAUGGGAGCAGGCAAAUGCUGCCUUCCGCAUCUGGGCAAUGGAGACACAGAAAAGACGAACGGUAUAGUUUCCUGAUACCUUCCAUGCCAAUACGACCAAGGCCUACCGCUUGGAUGUCGUUACUCGUCAAAACAAGGUACUUGCGAUUCGUCAUUGCCCUCACCAUGCCGCCCAUCUGAUCCAAGAUCUGAUCAGGCCCGAAUCGCCUCUCGACGGCCAGCUUGAGGGCAUCCAGAUGGGAAUGUUGGGGCAGGACCACUAUCAGCUCAGUGAUGGACUCGAUCUCAAGAAGCGACCAAAUGCUCCCCAGAAUGAAGGCGCCUGGAUCGACAAUGUGGGCCGACGGCACUGAAAACCAGCGAGACACAGAGGUGCAACUUGGUCAGCAAGUUGAUUCUUCUCCAUUUCUUCGCCACUUACCAUCCAAGUGCAUGAGUAUGCUCUUGAUUGAGGGCAGUUGGUCCUUCCAAUCGCCCAGUGUGAUCCCUUCCCUCUCGUCCUCGGCCUUGAUGAACUCAUGGAUGAGACGAGCGGGAUUCCUAGUCAGAGACAUGAAGCCGAGAGACAGCCGGUUGAUCGCACCACGAUCUCCGGCCAUGAGCGCCUGACGCAUCUCUGUCUCGCUGCCGCACACUGUGAGCAUAUCCAGUGAUGGCAUGUGCCGUUUCAGCCUUGCCACUAGUCGUAUCGCCACCUCUCCCUUGGCCAUGAGCUCCUUCACCCCUUGCAGCUUCUUGUUGACGAUCAACGCAUAUGCGCUGUCCAGCUGGGCCACUUGCUGUUGAAUCUCUCCAUCUUGUGCCCGCAAGGAGUCAAGCUUCAGCCUCUGCGGCAUCUGCACGGAGGAAAUUCCCUCCAGCAGAGCCAGCACGUCCAUCGCGCCCAUGUCCAUCAGCACCAGGCUCUCUAAGUGCGCACCCUUUGUCAGGACCAUCUUAGCCACUCCAAGCCCCAUACGGUGCUUGACGAUCAGAGCCUUCACCCCCUCAAGUCCAGAUGGGCUGAGUGCUCUCAGCUCCGGAGGCUCAGGUGGGAUGGCAUCCGCUGGCGGAGAGAAACCCUCAGCACACUCGAUGCAAAAAAUGCAAUCCGCAUGCCCAUUCCCACAGCCUCCUAAUGUCAGCUCCUCCAUCAGGCUGAGAUCGAUGGGGCCGUUCUGUGGUCUGGCAACAUGGUCUUCUGUGACCGUCCAAACAUAGUGGAAUGCGGAAGGUGGCGCUGGCUGCGUGUAGCUCUCAAUCGAAGGACAAUCGUAGGGUGGCUCAGGCCAAUCCUCUUCGGGCUUCAUACACAAGUUGUGAUGUGUCAGCAAGGUAUUGAGGAUCGGCAGACCGCAGCUAGGCACCUUGCCGAAUCGCGUGUAUGCUAGAAGGUGGGCGAGAGGGAUGUCUCCCACGUCGUCGGUAGGAAAGCCAAGAGAAAAGACGACAUCGCCGGAUGGCGAGCAGGUCGCGUCGAUGAAUGUGGCGAGGGCCUUGAACGUCGCAUAGUCGUUGAGGAUCAGCGAAUGGCAGUCGCUGCGAUCCACGAUGAAACACAGGUAAUCGAGCGACUUCGAGCAGCCACGAUCGACCAAACAUUUCUGAAACCAGAAGACAAGCGUGGCAUCGUUUCCUCUUUCCUUUUGGAGCCACCUGAAGGUCUUGUAGGCCGUCUCUGAGAUCGGUCGAUGCAAUCCCACAGAGUUUGAUGCUAAUAAUCACCCGGAGGUACGCAAGAGGCCCCGGACUCCCCGGCUCCCCCGUCUCGAUCCAGUGUAGCAGCCAAGCCAGCUGCGAUGGCGCCAUAGGAAACACCGCGUUCAGUUCGACAAGCGACCGCGUCACCAAAAGAUAUGGCCAAAGGUUUGUCACGUCGAAUGUGCUCAACUCAGACAAGCGCUGGAGGGCUCCCAU